This is a messenger RNA of Cladophialophora yegresii CBS 114405, 834 nucleotides long. RefSeq lists its product as uncharacterized. Gene Ontology annotation, cellular component: TRAPPIII protein complex. The transcript has a single exon. The record is from RefSeq and is a predicted model, not a curated record. Lineage: Eukaryota; Fungi; Ascomycota; Eurotiomycetes; Chaetothyriales; Herpotrichiellaceae. The coding region runs from base 1 to 834 and encodes 277 amino acids.
AUGGACCAAGAAUUCCUCUUAUCUAGCAAUCUGGGCUUGCCACCGUCGUUCGGAUCUGCUCACGUCGGCGAAACCUUCUCCUGCGCGCUAUGUGCCAACAAUGAACUUCGGCCCGACCAGAACCUGAAGACGGUUUCCGGAACUCGGAUCCUUGCAGAGAUGCAAACUCCGUCACAGGCUGUGCCUUUGGAGCUCCAUGCCGCCGAGGGCAUAGCGGACGAGGACGGACCCGGGAGCGCCUUGCAGAGAAUAAUCCGAUUCGACCUGAAGGAAGAAGGCAACCAUGUCCUGGCCGUGAAUGUAAGCUAUACUGAGACCACAGGCGAUGGUCAAGCGACAAGCGGCAGAGUACGGUCGUUUCGCAAGUUGUAUCAGUUUCUGGCUCAGCCGUGCUUGAGCGUCCGGACCAAGGCCACUGAGCUGGAGACCGCGGAGGUUGUCGAUAAGACGUAUGGCCCAUAUGGCAGGACGGCAUUGCUUCGGUAUGUAUUGGAAGCCCAGCUAGAGAAUGUGUCAGACGCAGGAGUCGUUCUGGAGGAGACGAGGCUACAAUCGAGGCCGCCAUUCAAAUCGACUUCGCUCAAUUGGGAUGCUGAGGAGGAUAUUGAAGAUAGUGGGGAGCGCCCUUUGCUAAAGCCGCGCGAUGUUUUACAAGUCGCGUUCCUUGUUGAGCAACAAGAAGGCGUCUCAGACGGUCUGGAGGAUGUGAAGAGUAGUUUGAGGCGAGACGGACGAGCAGUUCUGGGCCAGCUCGCUAUUCAGUGGCGCACCACGAUGGGAGAACGGGGUGCUCUCAGCACGGGCAAUCUCUUGACACGACGAAGAGCAGCUUAG